AUUCUUCUGAUGGGAUCUACUGUUCCACUCUGCUCAGCACAGUGGGAACGGAUGUUUAAUACCUCCCGUAUCCCAGGAGAGGAAUCAGAUACUCUCCAGCAUGUGAAAGACAGCAAACACAUCGUUGUGUAUCAUAAGGGCCGUUACUUCAAAGUGUGGCUGUACCACGAUGGGAGGCUGCUGAAACCCCGCGAGAUUGAACAGCAGAUGCAAAGAAUUCUUGAUGAUGAUUCCGAGCCUCAGGCUGGUGAAGAGAAACUAGCAGCUCUUACUGCAGGAGAUAGAGUACCAUGGGCUAAAGCUCGUCAAGCGUAUUUUAGCCGUGGGAAGAACAAACAGUCCUUAGAUGCUGUUGAAAAAGCAGCAUUUUUUGUGACAUUGGAUGACAUCGAGCAGGGGUACAGGAAGGAGGAUCCAGUGAGGUCACUAGACACAUAUGCAAAAUCCUUAAUGCACGGCAGAUGUUACGACAGGUGGUUUGAUAAAACAUUCACUCUUGUAGUAUUCAAAAACGGCAGAGUGGGGCUGAAUGCUGAGCACUCUUGGGCAGAUGCUCCUAUUGUGGGACACCUGUGGGAGAACGUAAUGGCCACUGAGUAUCUUGAACUGGGCUAUUCGGAAGAUGGGCACUGCAAAGGAGACUCCAACCAAAAUAUUCCUAUUCCUACCAAACUACAGUGGGAAAUUCCAGAAGAAUGUCAAGAAGUGAUUGAGAGAUCCCUGCGCACCGCCACAGCUCUUGCAGAUGAUGUGGACUUCUAUUCGUUUUUCUUUGAUGCUUUUGGGAAGGGACUAAUAAAGAAAGCAAAAACCAGCCCCGAUGCCUUCGUGCAACUUGCCCUGCAGCUUGCUCACUAUCGGGACAUGGGAAAAUUUUCUUUAACAUACGAAGCCUCAAUGACACGCUUGUUCAGAGAAGGCAGGACCGAAACUGUUCGUUCAUGUACUGUUGAAUCAUGUAACUUUGUUCGAACCAUGGAAGACCCAACCGAAAGUAAAGACAACAAGCUGAAGUUCUUUCGCCUUGCUGCUGCCAAACAUCAGCACUUGUAUCGUCUUGCCAUGACUGGUGCUGGCAUUGACCGCCAUCUGUUCUGCCUGUAUGUCGUGUCCAAGUACCUUGCUGUAGAUUCUCCUUUCCUUAAGGAAGUGUUGUCAGAGCCCUGGAGGCUGUCAACAAGUCAGACGCCACAGCAGCACAUUGAUCUAAAGAAGAACCCCGAGAUGUUAUCCUGUGGUGGAGGCUUCGGACCGGUGGCUGAUGAUGGUUAUGGUGUUUCUUAUAUUAUCUUGGAUGAAAAUUCCAUCCAUUUCCAUGUCUCCAGCAAAAUAUCUUGUCCUGAGACGGAUUCUCAUCGUUUCGGCAAAAACAUCCAAAAAGCGAUGGUUGACAUCAUGGGUUUAUUUAACCUUCGUAUAAACUGUACCAAGUGA
Eurypyga helias (sunbittern) is the source of this 1434-nucleotide messenger RNA. It is a transcript of the gene CPT1A, whose product is annotated as carnitine palmitoyltransferase 1A (liver). The record is from RefSeq and is a predicted model, not a curated record. Lineage: Eukaryota; Metazoa; Chordata; Aves; Eurypygiformes; Eurypygidae. Gene Ontology annotation, molecular function: carnitine O-palmitoyltransferase activity. The annotation marks the transcript as partial. Gene Ontology annotation, biological process: fatty acid metabolic process; carnitine metabolic process. Gene Ontology annotation, cellular component: mitochondrion. The transcript is spliced from 11 exons.